Messenger RNA from Entelurus aequoreus (snake pipefish), 1449 nucleotides. RefSeq lists its product as uncharacterized. The record is from RefSeq and is a predicted model, not a curated record. The transcript has 5 exons. Gene Ontology annotation, cellular component: membrane. Bases 453 to 1100 code for a protein of 215 amino acids. Lineage: Eukaryota; Metazoa; Chordata; Actinopteri; Syngnathiformes; Syngnathidae. Gene Ontology annotation, molecular function: signaling receptor activity. Gene Ontology annotation, biological process: adaptive immune response.
UUACUUCCGCUUGCACUUUAAAAUGUUGGUUGCUCUACUCAGCUGUUGGUGAGAAACUCAUGUGUGAUGUUGUACUGUUGUUUUCAAUGAACUGAGCUCUUUACGCCUUACUGCUAAUACAACAUUGGUUCUGUUGUGCAGUGAAGUGGCACCGGAGCCAUAGAAAGUCACUGAAAACUCACAAAGAAGGAGAGGAAAAUGUGGAUUAGGUGGCAGAUAUAUAUUUGCAAGGCCAUUUUCAAGAAGGAUACUUAAGAGAAACCACAUCUUGUGAGACGAGGUCGGGCGACACCGGAAAGUGAAAUGGUUUGCCCGCCACUUUCACGCGAAUCAACCGACUACGACCAACUACCGACUACGAUGGUACCGCUGGCUCGAAUGGGUUCUACAAAUUGGGUUGUAGUUGAAGGACGUCACACAGGAAGCCGCCUAUACUUAAAGCCGUGAGGGCAAUGCGGGCGGAAAGACGCAUCUGCUACUCUCCUAGACCUCAGACCAGCAUGUCUACCGUCUGCCUGAGUCUUCUUAUUAGCACCUUGUGUUUUUUCUGCACAACUCAAGCUGCAUCAGAGGACACCAACGGACUGGUGUGGAAACACACCGGCAAAUCCGUGUCCAUCCUGUGCAGAAGCAGACCCCCUGGUCCCGGCCUGGUCUUCAUGUCUUUGCUCAAAGGGCUCAGGAAGGAGAUCAAUGUUCUCUUCAAGAUGGGUGACAAAAACACGGUGGCUGAGAAGUACGCCGACAGACUGCAGGUGAAGGGAGACAUCACCUCCAUGGAGGUUGUCAUCUCGAACCUGACAACUGAGGACACGGGGCCGUACUGGUGCGACUACAAGAUGACCGCCAAUUUUGAAACAAAGGCGCUGAAUAGCAAUGGCUCGGUGCUCCUGGUGGUGACAGAUGAGCAGUGUGAGCCACCGGACAGGACUGUUCUCCUGGUGACCGCCGCCGUUUCAGCCGCCGUGCUGUUUGGUGUGCUCAUCGCCUUCCUCCUGUGGAUCAUUCCCAAGAUCAAGCAGUGGCACAACAAAAUGGGGCUGAGGCACGUAGCCGGCAGUGAAGUUUAUGAGGACAUGCGAGCGGCACGCCGAGCUUGAAGACCUCCGCCUGCGGGUGCACCGCAGCUACAAAGUACAAAGACUUGCAGAGGCCCUCGCAUGCUCUGCCGACUAUGAACCAAUCAGGUACAUCUGUUGUGGAAGGACUCUUCGCUUUCACUUUGCUAAUGCAGGAUGAAAUGAUUCAUUUAGUAUCAUUUCAAGUGUGCUGUGAGUUCGGGUAUGUUUGCAUGAACUCUUAAUUACUGUUUAAAGACGUCCAGUGCGAGAGCUGUCACCAAUGGUAACAACAUGUUACAACCACCCCAAUAAAAAAUGUACAGUUGAAUAAAGUCCUCUCUAAGAGUGUCUAUCUUGAAGAGGAUCACUUGUUUCCAGGCAGACAUUA